Molecule: messenger RNA, 2124 nt
Organism: Brassica oleracea var. oleracea
Lineage: Eukaryota; Viridiplantae; Streptophyta; Magnoliopsida; Brassicales; Brassicaceae
Product: 2-isopropylmalate synthase 1, chloroplastic
Exons: 12
Coding region: 97-1968 (623 amino acids)
Biological process (GO): L-leucine biosynthetic process
Cellular component (GO): chloroplast
Molecular function (GO): 2-isopropylmalate synthase activity
Source: RefSeq, a predicted model, not a curated record
ACAGAGCUGGAUCAAGUUACCGCCGCCACGUUAAUUAAACCUUCUUCUUCUUCUCUCUCGUCGUCCCCCUUUAGGUUUACCACUCUUCCUUCAACAAUGGCGUCUUCGAUUCUCAGAAACCCUAUGCUCUCAUCACCAACAACAAUCACCACCCCUUCUCUUCCCUCCUUCUCCUCGAAACCCUCACCUCUCUCAUUCCGCUUCCCACCCUCCCACCACCGCUCCUCUCUCCGCAUCAAAUCCCUCCGCCUCUCGUGCUCCCUCUCAGAUCCCUCUCCUCCCCUCCGCCGCUGCCGCCCGGAGUACAUCCCCAACCGCAUUUCCGACCCCAACUACGUCCGAGUCUUCGACACCACUCUCCGCGACGGCGAACAGUCCCCCGGAGCCACCCUCACCUCCAAAGAGAAGCUCGACAUCGCGCGCCAGCUCGCGAAGCUGGGCGUCGACGUAAUCGAGGCCGGGUUCCCCGCCGCCUCCAAGGACGACUUCGAAGCCGUGAAAACCAUAGCCGAAACCGUGGGAAACGCCGUCGACGGAGACGGUUACGUCCCCGUCAUCUGCGGACUCUCGAGAUGCAACAAGAGAGAUAUCGAGACGGCGUGGGAGGCUGUGAAGUACGCCAAAAGGCCGAGGAUCCAUACCUUCAUCGCCACGAGUGACAUUCACUUGGAGUAUAAGCUGAAGAAGAGCAAAGACGAGGUCAUCGAGAUCGCUAGGAAUAUGGUAAAGUUCGCGAGGAGCUUGGGGUGUGAGGACGUUGAGUUUAGUCCUGAAGAUGCCGGAAGAUCGGAGAGAGAGUUUUUGUAUCAGAUUCUUGGGGAAGUGAUAAAAGCUGGAGCGACAACGCUUAAUAUACCUGACACUGUUGGUAUAACGUUGCCUAGUGAGUUUGGUCAGUUGAUUGCUGAUAUCAAAGCCAAUACUCCUGGGAUCGAGAAUGUUAUCAUCUCAACGCAUUGUCAGAAUGAUCUUGGGCUCUCCACUGCCAACACUUUAUCUGGUGCACAUUCGGGUGCAAGGCAAGUGGAAGUGACUAUCAAUGGCAUUGGCGAAAGAGCUGGAAACGCUUCACUAGAAGAGGUUGUGAUGGCCAUAAAAUGCCGUGGAGAUCAUGUACUUGGAGGCCUAUAUACUGGAAUUGAUACUCGGCACAUUGUUAUGACAAGCAAGAUGGUUGAAGAUUACACAGGAAUGCAAACACAGCCCCAUAAGGCUAUUGUAGGAGCGAAUGCCUUUGCGCAUGAAAGUGGUAUUCAUCAGGAUGGAAUGCUCAAACACAAGGGCACAUAUGAAAUUAUAUGCCCCGAAGAAAUUGGACUUGAACGAUCUAAUGAUGCUGGUAUUGUUUUGGGGAAGCUUAGUGGGCGUCAUGCGUUGAAAGACCGUUUGACUGAGCUUGGUUAUGUACUAGAUGAUGAACAACUAAGUUCCAUUUUCUGGCGCUUCAAAUCUGUGGCUGAGCGGAAAAAGAGAGUUACCGACGCAGAUAUAAUAGCUUUGGUUUCUGAUGAGGUUUUCCAGCCAGAAGCUCUGUGGAAACUCCUGGACAUUCAGAUAACUUGUGGGACUUUGGGGCUUUCAACAGCAACCGUGAAACUUGCUGACGCUGAUGGCAAAGAGCAUGUUGCUUGUUCUAUGGGAACCGGGCCUGUCGAUUCAGCAUAUAAGGCAGUCGAUCUUAUUGUCAAGGAACCAGCGACUCUGCUUGAGUACUCAAUGAAUGCAGUAACAGAAGGCAUCGAUGCCAUUGCAACCACAAGAGUUCUUAUCCGAGGAAACAACAAUUACUCAACUACAAACGCAAUCACUGGUGAAGAAGUUCAAAGGACCUUUAGUGGAACCGGAGCAGGAAUGGACAUCGUGGUCUCGAGCGUCAAAGCUUAUGUCGGAGCUCUGAACAAGAUGCUCGAUUUCAAAGAGAACACAACAACAAAAAUCCCUUCUCAAAACAACAAAGUACCUGCCUGAAUCAAAAUCGAAUCAGACCAGAGUUAGUCUUUUCUGGUAUAGGUACAUAGUUUGGUAAUAACGAGAGUUCAGAGUUUGCAUAUUGUUUUAAAGAAGUAUCUUUGCUGAAAGAGUUUGUUUACUAUAAAAAUAUUUAUCUAACUUUUCUUUUUCUUU